UCUUUGUUUCAUUGUCUUCCUAUCAAUACUAUCGAUAUUGCCAUCGACUGUUUGCCAGCUCUAGUUGUCAGUUUUACACAAAAAAAAUCAAAAAAUAAACAAUAAAAAAAAAGAAGGAAGAAAGAAAGACAUGAACGGAGCAAUACCCAAGGAAAUAAAAAACACUUCUUCAAACAAUACAGCAAAUGGAAACGGAGUCGCGGCCCUGAUGGCACGUAGCAAUAAUCCAGGCGAACGUAUAACAUUGCUGGUGGACAAUGUUCGUUUCAUCAUCGAAAAGGAUUUGGUGACUGCACACCCCAACACCAUGUUGGGCACCAUGUUUAGUACAGGCUUUCAAUUUGUCCAUCCCAACGAAAGAGGUGAAUAUGAGGUGGCCGAUGGCAUAUCUCAUACAUUGUUUCGAGCCAUACUCGACUACUACAAGACUGGGCUAAUAAAGUGUCCUCCUACCAUAUCUGUGCCGGAGCUGAAGGAGGCGUGUGAUUAUUUAUUGAUCCCCUUUGAUGCCACCACAGUACGCUGCCAAAAUUUGCGUGGUCUUUUACAUGAGCUAAGCAACGAGGGAGCACGCCAACAAUUUGAGUUAUUCUUGGAAGAGUUCAUAUUACCGGUCAUGGUUACGGCCGCACAAAGGGGUGACCGCGAAUGUCAUGUCGUUGUGUUGUUGGACGAUGAUGUCGUCGAUUGGGACGAAGAGUUUCCCCCUCAGAUGGGUGAAGAAUACUGCCAGACCAUUCACAGUACUACAAUGCACCGUUUCUUCAAAUACAUUGAGAAUCGCGAUGUUGCCAAGCAGGUUAUGAAAGAUCGCGGUCUAAAGAAAAUACGUUGUGGUAUCGAAGGCUAUCCCACGCAUAAGGAGAAAAUACGUCGUCGUCCUGGUGGUCGUGCCGAGGUAAUUUACAGUUAUGUGCAGAGGCCCUUCAUACACAUGUCCUGGGAAAAGGAAGAGGCCAAAAGUCGUCAUGUCGACUUCCAAUGUGUGAAAUCGAAAUCGGUCACCAAUUUAGCUGAAGCUACUGCAGAUCCCCCCUUGGAAUUGGAUGCCAGUGGCAAUCCCAUACCACCACCUCCGGAAAAUGUAGUUGCAUUUCGAGCUGAUGCCGAUGCUGGGAUCGAUGGUGGCGCGGUGGAAGAUGCUGUUGCCGCCGAUGGUGGCGAAUUGGAAGCUGCUGGUGGUGCUAACGAGGAAAAUGCUUAAAUCUUGUCGCAGUCGUUGCCCCCCGCCACCCAAUGAGCGAAGCACGGUCUAAGGUAUACGGAAUAAUCGAAUUAUAAUCGUAUAUGUCGGCGUUUUGGAUAUGAAUAUAUAUAAAAAUCCUUAUUGAAGAAAUCACACAUUUAUGCAUAAUAUAAAAUAGAUAUAAAGAUAAACACUUUUUUACAUAUUUUGUAAUACUCAAAUCAUUUGAAUAUCUCAAAAUCAGUAUUUAAUAAUCACUGUAAGCCGUUUGUAUUUUUGUUUGUUCUUUUCUAUACCUUGUAUUUGGAAAUGGAUAUCUAUUUGCUUUUAAAACAUUUAUUUUACACGAAUAACAACAACAAUACAAAAAUAUAGAUAUAUCAAAUAAAAUUGCGCAACUUUUUUCUAAAUAAA
Molecule: messenger RNA, 1600 nt
Organism: Musca domestica (house fly)
Lineage: Eukaryota; Metazoa; Arthropoda; Insecta; Diptera; Muscidae
Gene: mri
Product: BTB/POZ domain-containing protein 10
Exons: 1
Coding region: 131-1204 (357 amino acids)
Biological process (GO): positive regulation of phosphorylation
Cellular component (GO): cytoplasm
Molecular function (GO): protein binding
Source: RefSeq, a predicted model, not a curated record